AUGCGUUUGUUGCAUGUAUAUUUAAAGAUAAAAGGGACACCCUUGCUCCCAAGAUUAACGCAGUAA
Blumeria graminis f. sp. triticale is the source of this 66-nucleotide messenger RNA. The record is from the annotation of a GenBank genome assembly. NCBI's taxonomy places the organism in Eukaryota, Fungi, Ascomycota, Leotiomycetes, Helotiales, Erysiphaceae.